GGCGGGGCGGCCACGCCCGGUGCGGUCUGGGUCUCCGCCGAUCGCCGGGCCUCCCGCCUCCCGCCAGAGCCCCGGAGGCCCGGAGCGCGGCGGCGCGUGGACGCGGCGGCCCGGAAGGGACCAGAAGCGCUUCCGUCUCCGCCGGGGCUGCACGGAGGGCGGAGCUGCGGCCCGAGGACGCGACGCGAGUCCAGUUCCGGCGAGGAGGCCGCGCCAGUGACAGCGAUGGCGGCGGAGUCGGCGCUCCAAGUUGUGGAGAAGCUGCAGGCGCGCCUGGCGGCCAGCACGGACCCGAAGAAGCUAUUGAAAUACCUGAAGAAACUUUCUGCAUUACCCAUUACAGUAGAUAUUCUUGCGGAGACUGGGGUUGGGAAGACAGUAAAUAGCUUGAGAAAACAUGAGCAUGUUGGAAGCUUUGCCAGGGACCUAGUGGCCCAGUGGAAGAAGUUGGUUCCUGUGGAACGAAACACUGAGCCUGAUGAACAGGACUUUGAGAAGAGCAGUUCCCGAAAGCGCCCCAGGGAUGCUCUUCAGAAAGAAGAGGAGAUGGAGGGGGACUACCAAGAAAACUGGAAGACUUCCGCUAGCCAAUCAUAUAGUCCCGAUCAUAGACAGAAAAAACAUAGAAAACUCACAGAGCUUGAGAGAACUCAUAAAGUAUCUCAUAGUCAUGAGAGGAGAGACGAGAAAAAGAGGUGCCAUAGAAUUUCACCAGUUUAUUCUUCAGACCAUGAGUCUUCUGAUUACGGCCAUGUUCAGUCUCCUUUGUCAUCCACCAGUCCUCAUCAGAUAUCUGUCGACCAUUAUAGAUCCCCAGAGGAGGAUCCUGAGCCCUUUGUUCCACAGCAGAAGGCUGGAGGUCACAGUAAUGCCUUUCAGGACAGACUGGGACUCAGUCAGGACCGACACCUGGGUGAAUUUCAAGGGAAAGGGACAAUGAGUCAGAACAAAGAGCACAAAUCUUCCCACAAGGAUAAACACCUUGCGGAUGCCAGAGGCGAUGAGAAAUCCUCUUUGAGCAGAGAGAAAUCACACAAGGUCCUUUCCAAAGAGGAAAACUUAAGGCCACUCUCAAGGGAUAGCACAAAGGAUAAACUGCCUUCUAGUGGUAUAAGGAAAGAAAAGGAAAAAGAGGGCAGCACCAAGAAGUUUUUACCCCCUUUGGAGGGUGCUUCAGAUAACCACCUUAAAAAACCAAAGCACAAAGACUCAGAGAAAGCCAAAUCGGAUAAAACUAAGAAAAGUCUAAACAGCUUAGACAUAGGAAAGGGGGCAGCAGACCUGCUGCCCAAGGUAAAAGAUAAGAUUUCUAACAAUGUAAAGACUCAAGAAGGGAAAGUAAAGUCUCAUUCAGACAGAAAAGCAGGUGCUCUCCCUAAAGUUGAGGAGACAGAUAUGGAUGAUGAGUUUGAACAGCCCACUAUGUCUUUUGAGUCGUACCUCAGCUAUGACCAGCCCCGGAAGAAAAAGAAAAAGAUAGUGAAAACUUCAGCCUCAGCCCUUGGACAAAAGGGACUUAAAAAAAAUGAUUCAAAAAGCACCAGUAAAAAUUUGGAUUCUGUUCAGAAAUUACCUAAGGUGAACGAAAAUAAGUCAGAGAAACAGCCAUCUGGAGCCAGCUCAGCCAAGCUGAAAAAGGUCCCCACUGAGGUAUUGCCAGCAUUGCCAGACCUCCCAUUACCAGUGAUACAGACCAAUUAUCGUCCACUUCCUUCCCUUGAAUUGAUGUCCUCCUUGCAACCAAAGCGAAAAGCACUGUCUUCACCCCAUGACGAGGAAGAAGCUGGAUUCACUGGGCGCAGAAUGAAUUCUAAGAUGCAAGUGUAUUCUGGUUCCAAGUGUGCCUAUCUCCCAAAAAUGAUGUCUUUGCACCAGCAGUGCAUCCGUGUACUUAAAAACAAUAUUGACUCAAUCUAUGAAGUAGGAGGUGUCCCAUAUUCUGUUCUUGAACCUGUCUUGGAGAGAUGUACACCUGAUCAACUAUAUCGAAUAGAAGAAUAUAAUCAUGUACUAAUUGAAGAGACAGAUCAGUUAUGGAAAAUUCAUUGUCACCGAGACUUUAAGGAGGAAAGACCAGAAGAGUAUGAGUCAUGGCGAGAGAUGUACUUGAGGCUUCAAGAUGCUCGGGAGCAGAGGCUACAGUUACUAACAAAAAAUAUCCAACAUGCACAUGCCAACAAGCCUAAAGGUCGACGGGCAAAAAUGGCUUUUGUCAACUCAGUGGCUAAGCCACCUCGUGAUGUUCGAAGGAGGCAGGAGAAGUUUGGAACAGGAGGAGCAGCAGUACCUGACAGAGUCAAGAUUAAGCCUGCUCCAUACUCCACAGGAAGCAGCCAUGCCCCCUCCAGCUAUGGCAGCAGCAACAGCUUUAAUACUAGCCUUGAGGAGCCAGCCUAUGACGGCCCGAGCACCAGCAGUGCCCACUUGGCGCCUAUUGUGAGCAGUGCUGUUUCCUAUGAUCCUAGAAAACCAACUGUGAAAAAAAUUGCUCCAAUGAUGGCCAAGACAAUUAAAGCUUUCAAGAACAGAUUCUCCCGACGAUGAACUGAGGACUUGCCUAGGAGGUGGAAUUAGGGGUGGGAGAGGAAUAUAAAGACAAUGGCAGUUGGGGUUGGAACUUCUAAAAGGAAACCAGAAUCUUUUGCUUUGUGGAACUUUUUGAUCUCUGAAUCUUGCACAGUUUGCAGUUUUUCACCUAUAAACCUGUGCACCACAGCCACUGCCUCCCUGCCUGGAGAAUAUACUUCAGAAUUCUGAAGAUGUGAAGACUCAGUCUUACUGAGGAUUUUAAGGUCAAUUAUACUUUUGUUAAUUAGUUUCUUUGUAAACUGAAAGACAUAGUUUUAAUUAAUAAAUAUUGCCCCCAGAUUGUA
Messenger RNA from Erinaceus europaeus (western European hedgehog), 2873 nucleotides. RefSeq names its product elongin A (gene ELOA). Gene Ontology annotation, molecular function: protein binding. The record is from RefSeq and is a predicted model, not a curated record. Gene Ontology annotation, cellular component: nucleus; elongin complex. Gene Ontology annotation, biological process: transcription elongation by RNA polymerase II. NCBI's taxonomy places the organism in Eukaryota, Metazoa, Chordata, Mammalia, Eulipotyphla, Erinaceidae. Bases 226 to 2544 code for a protein of 772 amino acids. The transcript is spliced from 11 exons.